CUGUGCUCUGAGGCUCAACAGGAUGGCAGGAGCUCCCGAGGGCCCCAGUGCUCCCAGCCGUCCCACUGCUCGCCCUGCAGGCUCCCGGCACCAUGAGCACAGCUGAGGAUGCAGCGUGGCUGAGCUGGGUGACGGAGCGGUUCCAGAGCAUCGCAGGGCAGGGUGAGGAAAUCGGCCUGGAGGAGUUCAAGGCGGCCCUUCAGGUGAAGGAGUCCUUCUUUGCUGAGCGUUUCUUCGCGCUGUUUGACGUGGAUGGCAGUGGUACCAUCAGCCUGGAGGAGCUGCACAGCGCCCUGAGACUGCUGCUGCACGGCACUGCUGCCGACAAGCUGCGCUUCCUCUUCCAAGUCUACGACGUCGAUGGCAGCGGCUCCAUCGACGCAGCCGAGCUGCUCCUGGUGCUGCAGGCCUGCCUGCGUGAGAGCGAGAUCUCACUGCCACCACAGCGCCUGCACGACAUGGCCGGGGUGCUGCUCGAGGCGGCCGACAAGGAUGGCAACGGCUCCAUCACCUUCCAGGAGCUGCAGCAGCAGCUGGAGGCCUUCCCGGGGCUGAUGGAGAGCCUGACCAUCAGUGCUGCCAGCUGGCUGAAGCCCCCAGCACCGACACGGCGAAGCCGGCGGCCGCACUGCCUGACUUCGUGGUACUGGCACAACCGCCGUGCCCAGCUCGCCUUCCUCGGGGGCUACGUCAGCCUCAACCUGCUGCUCUUCAUCCUGGCUGCCCUGCAGCACGUCAGCCGCAGCGGGUGGGUGGCGGUGGCCAGGGGCUGCGGGCAGUGCCUCAACUUCAACUGCGCCUUCAUCGCCGUGCCGAUGCUGCGGCGGUGCCUGACCCGGCUGCGUGCCACCGCCGCGGGCAGAGCGCUGCCCCUGGAGCGCUGCGUGAGCCUCCAUCAGCUGCUGGGGAGCGCCGUGCUGGCGCUGGCCGUGCUGCACACCGGAGCGCACGUGGCCAACUUCGGCAGGCUGGCACAGGCUGGGCACGGUGCCCUCUCUGAGUUCCUGCUGAUGGCACAUCCCGGUGGUGGGGGGCUCGGUGGCACAGCCCCACAGACCGGGCUGGCCCUGCAGGUGCUGCUGUUUGCUAUGCUCACCUUCUCCAGCCCCUGCAUCCGCCGUGGUGGGCACUUCGAGCUUUUCUACUGGAGCCACCUCUCCUACAUCAUCGUCUGGGCUCUGCUCUUCUUCCAUGCUUCCAACUUCUGGAAGUGGUUUUUGGUUCCCGGGGGCCUCUUUGUGCUGGAGAAGGCAGUGGGCACAGCUGUGUCUCGUGCCAUGGGGCUGCGCAUCGUGGAGGUCCACCUGCUGCCUUCUCAGGUCACCCACCUGGUGAUCCAGCGGCCACACUCCUUCCGCUACGAGCCUGGGGACUACGUCUACCUGAACAUCCCAGCCAUUGCUGCCUAUGAAUGGCACCCAUUCAGCAUCAGCAGUGCUCCUGAGCAGCAAGACACCAUCUGGCUGCACAUCCGCUCUCUGGGGCAGUGGACCACACGGCUCUAUGAGUUUUUCAGGCAGCCUGAGCUCCUGCAGCUCCACGGGACCCUGGAAAGGAAGAAGUGGUGGCAGUGGGUGCAGCCCACUCCCUGCACUACCCCAGGCACACUGGGAUGCUCUGUGCCCAGCACUGGGGAUGCAGCCAUUGAACUGACGUCGUACCGACGCAGUGGGACACCCACCACCACCCGAGGGACCGAGGAUGGGCUCAGGGACCAGGACACAUCCCUGCAGGUGGUUUCCAUGGAGCUGGGUGAGAACCAGCAGCUCUGCAGCAUCAAGUGCUACAUUGAUGGCCCCUACGGGACCCCGACACGCCGGAUCUUCACCUCAGAGCAUGCUGUGCUCAUCGCUGCUGGCAUUGGCAUCACUCCCUUUGCAUCCAUCCUGCAGAGCAUCAUGUACAGGUACCGCCAGAGGAAGCAGAGCUGCCCCGAACGUGAGACCCUGUGGGAUGAGGACAUGGCACUCAGGAAGGUUGAUUUCAUCUGGAUCAACCGGGACCAGCAGCACUUUGAGUGGUUCCUUGACCUGCUGGCUGCGCUGGAGCUGCAGCAGGAGGAGCAGGAGCCGGGAGGGCGCUUCCUGGAGCUGCACCUGUACAUGACAUCAGCGCUGGGCAGGAGUGAUGUGAAGGCGGUGGGGCUGCAGCUGGCCCUGGACCUGCUGGCCGCCAAGGAGCAGAAGGACUCCAUCACGGGGCUGCGCACCCGCACGCAGCCCGGCCGCCCCGACUGGAGCCAGGUGUUGGGCAGGGUGGCAGAGGAGAGGAAGGGCAAGGUGCACGUGUUCUUCUGCGGCUCGCCGGCCUUGGCCAAAGUGGUCAGAGUGCACUGCGAGCGUUUCGGCUUCCGCUUCUUCAAGGAGAACUUCUAAAGACCGUCGCCAUCCUCGCUGCAGGGUGACCCUUCCCAACCUGCUGGGAAGGGGCUGAACUCGGGGCUGAUGGCACUGCUGUGAUGUGUGGCAUCUCCUGUGCCUUGGUCCUGCAGUGCAGCUCACGGGGGGGAGACAGGGAGCUGGGGGGGGUGACACAGGUGAGGUGAGGGAAUGGGGUCCUGCAGCCAUCUGCGUGUGUCUGUAGGGGUUGUGUGGGGUAUGGAGCGUUUGGAGACAGAAGGGACAGAGGAGGUGGGUGUCCCGGAGCAUCCUUAUAGGGUUUUUGGGGGCAAGGAGUGGUUUUCUAGAGCAUUUGGGGAUAGAUGGAUGUGCUGCGGGUGGAGGAGAGGUGCCACAUGAGGGCACUGCAGCCCCGAUAAAGUGAAUGGACAUCUCCCGGUCUGGGCUGCGAGCAGCGGAGGAACCGGAGGGGCUCCUGCCGCCCCCAGGAACCCCGGCCCUGCAGCUGUGUGCCCUUUGGGUGGAAAAAAAAGAGAUUUCAGGGGUAUCCGGGGGGCCCAGAGCAGCAAAUCUGACCAUCCCAAGCCAUGGCUAAGGAAAUCACUACUGAUGUUGGCAGCCUGGAUGCUUCCCAGUGCUGCAUCCCACCCAGUGAGGGGCUGAUGGUAAUUGGGAUAGCAUCGUACCCAUCCUGCUGUGGUCCUUUUAGGGCUGUCUCCCAUGCUGAGCCCAAAAUACGCCCAAAUUGCCAUCGAUGCACCACUGGAUGCAUUGCAAGCGGAAGCUUCCUGCAUAUGCAUGUGUGCUUCUUUUGCAAUUGUGUCUAGGGGCUUGUUGGGAUGGAUUUGAGGGGCAGGGGAUGGAGCUGACUGCAUCCUUUGGGGGGUGUGUGGCCCUGCUGGCUGGGGGGAAUGGGGUCCCAACACCUCCCGGCCAGCAGGGCCACGCACACCCCAAAACUGAUGCUUGCAAGUGAUGCUGAGCCCAUAGUUUGGGAUGUUCCCCAAAUCCAGAGCCCAGGAUCUGCACCAGAAGAGCAACAGGAGGCUCCAGAUAGGGCUGGAGGUUGGGUAAUCACAUCUCUCUCUGAUUAAUGCCUUCCCUUGGCUGCCUUUAUUACAAUGAUUACGCUCCGGCUGUAGCGUAGCAACCACUAAUUGUUGGUUGGAUGCAAAAAAAAACAAAACAAAACCAAAAAAACCCAACAACCAUCAUUGCAAAGAUUCAGUUCUUUUAUUGAAAUGUCACUACCUUCAUCUCACAGCAGCGGAGGCUCCUGAGACACUGAGGCGCCGGCUCCAUUGCAGGCAAUGGGGGAUGUCCAUUGGGCUCUGCCUUGGAGCAGGGAAGCAGGUUUCUCAGCAGCCACAGCAUUCCAUCACCAAGCAGCCCUGGUACAUAGAUAUUAUUCACUUAAGUAAUCAAUCACUGCCAACAAAUUACAGGAUACGGGGAAUGAAAUUAGCAGAAUGAGCUAUGGAUGUAAAAUUCAUUUGAAAUUCAAUUUAGGAGCAACAUUAGCUUUCAAUUAGUCUGCCCAACUGUUUGAGCAUCGUUUUGU
Molecule: messenger RNA, 3900 nt
Organism: Tympanuchus pallidicinctus (lesser prairie-chicken)
Lineage: Eukaryota; Metazoa; Chordata; Aves; Galliformes; Phasianidae
Gene: NOX5
Product: NADPH oxidase 5
Exons: 16
Coding region: 93-2375 (760 amino acids)
Biological process (GO): superoxide anion generation; defense response
Cellular component (GO): plasma membrane; NADPH oxidase complex
Molecular function (GO): superoxide-generating NAD(P)H oxidase activity; calcium ion binding
Source: RefSeq, a predicted model, not a curated record